CGGAGUGGCGGCGGGAACCGGGUUCGCGGCUGCGGCCCCGCGGAACCGGCCCCGUCGCCGGUGGGGGGGGCGGUUGCGGGAGCCCAGUGCCGCCUCCGCGGCUCGCGGGGGGUUCCGCGGGACCGGCGGCAGCGCAGCGCCGUGCUGCCGGUGCGGCGGUUACCGCCCGCGCGGCUGAAUGGGGCCCCAGGCGCGGGCAGCGUCCCGGGGCCGGGACUCGGGGCCCGUGUUCGGCGGGGUCGCUCCCGAGAUCAUCGAGGACGCGCUGAUCCGCCUGGCCACGGAGAACGAGCGGCACCUGAGCGAGCUGCCGGGCCGGGCCGGGUUCUUCAAGGAGACGCGGAUCAAUUUAUAUUCCUUUUGUCUGAAAAAUGGCACUUGGACCACUCCGCAAGGUACCAAGCAGUGGAGUUACUUGAAAGCAGAAGAGAUCUGUUUUCUGAGCAGUUGUGGGUUUUGUAGGUUUAUGAUCAAGCAAGUAGAACAAAUCUGUAAGUCCUCCAGAGGGAACCAUGAACAAGGACAAGGGAGCAGCUGGAGCUCUCUGAGCAAUCAGAUAUAUGACACGUUUGUCCUGCGACUUGUGUCGUGCGUUCAGCUUGCAAGCAAAGUUUCCUUACACUAUAAUAUAGUUAACAGUGACAUGGCUUUAAAAUUUCUGCAAUCCUUAAAGUACUGCUACACUAAGCAGGAAUUGCUUGAGUCGGAGCUUGCAGUUCUAAAAACUCUGCACUUCCAGAUCAACGUGUCAACUCCUUUGGCUUACGUGGAAUUGCUUCUAGAGGUUUUAGGACACAACGGCUGCUUGCUUCCUGCAAAACCAUUACAUCAGAUGUGUAUGCAACUAUUAGACUUCUCCUAUCUUACAAGAGAUACCAUCUACAACACUUUGUUGAAGAUUGCCAUCGAAAAUUCAACACCAAGCAAACUGCAGGUAGCAAAGUUUUUGACAGUAAAGGAAGAUUUCAUGCUCCUGGCUGUUGGAAUCAUCAGUACAAGUGUGUUCGUACUAAACCCUGAGCACUGGAAGCAGGUUGUGGAGCAUUUAAACUCUAUCACUGGUAUUACUUCACAAAGUAUCUUAGAACUUUCUUACGCAGUACUGAAACACAUCAUUGGCAGUACCACUCCAAAGCAGCACUAUAGGAACUGUGGAACAAAAGCUCCAGAGAACAGAAUUCUACCUCUUAAAUAGAACCAUCUUCU
Messenger RNA from Tyto alba (common barn owl), 1206 nucleotides. Its product is annotated as cyclin N-terminal domain-containing protein 1-like. The record is from RefSeq and is a predicted model, not a curated record. Gene Ontology annotation, cellular component: site of double-strand break. The transcript has 7 exons. Gene Ontology annotation, biological process: reciprocal meiotic recombination. Lineage: Eukaryota; Metazoa; Chordata; Aves; Strigiformes; Tytonidae. The coding region runs from base 179 to 1195 and encodes 338 amino acids.